Molecule: messenger RNA, 2952 nt
Organism: Paramuricea clavata
Lineage: Eukaryota; Metazoa; Cnidaria; Anthozoa; Malacalcyonacea; Plexauridae
Source: the annotation of a GenBank genome assembly
CUUCCAUUUCUUACUAAAGCGAAAGUGUUUACAAUUGCUGACGCGUCGGAGGCGUUCCACAAGGUAGUUUUAUAUGAACAUACCUCUUUACUUACAACAUUCCAAGGCCCAAAUGGACGCUAUAGAUAUCUGCGCAUGCUAUUUGGAAUCUCAUCUGGUCCGGAAGAAUACCAACGAAGACAGCAAGAAUUUCUGGAGGGCUUGGAGGAUGUCAUCAACAUCGCUGAUGACAUUUGCAUUUUUGGAUGUGGAGAUACAGACGAACAAGCAAGUAAAGAUCACAAUACGAACUUAAUUGCAUUACUGGACCGAUGUAGCGAACGUGACCUGCGAUUAUCACCCAAGAAAAUCCAAUUCAAAGCAACUUCGGUCUCUUUCAUGGGACACAUCCUCACGGACAAAGGCGUUGCCCUUGACCCAUCCAAAGUGAUCGUUAUACAAGAGAUGCCAAAGCCUGUCGACAGAAAUGGAGUUCAACGUUUCUUGGGAAUGUGUCAAUACCUGUCGAAGUUUUGCCCAAAACUGAGUAAGAUUGUCUUACCAUUGCGAGAUCUAACUAGAUUAAACGUAGAAUUCAUAUGGACAGAUGUUCACGAAAGCGCAUUCAACUCGGCGAAAGAUCUCAUUGCAUCCAGCACUAUUCUGCAGUACUACGAUGUCACGCUACCUGUAACCUUGCAAGUAGAUGCUUCAAAUGAAGCAAUUGGUGGGGUUUUACUUCAGAACGGAAAGUCAGUGUGUUUUACGUCGCAUACUCUUGAUUCAACUGAAAGAAACUACGCGCAGAUUGAGAAGGAGUGUCUGGCCAUCGUUACUUGUAUGAGCAAAUGCCACCAAUACCUCUACGGGAAGAAAAACAUCCUCGUUCACACAGAUCAUCAGCCACAGGAAACAAUCUUCCGAAAACCUUUAAGUAAAGCACCUAGACGACUUCAGCGCAUGAUGCUCAAGUUGCAACAGUACCAUUUCUCGGUCCAGUACAAAAAAGGGAAGGAGAUGUAUAUAGCAGAUACUUUGUCUCGAGCAGCUUUAACCAAUCCCACGGCAAUGGGGACAAGUGAAGAAGAAGUGUUUCGCAUGGAAUGAUCAUCGAUGAACCUUAAACCACCUAACUUGUCUAAUGUCACCUUGGAGCGACUAAAAGAAGAAGUAUCAAGCGACGCAACAUUGAAAUCACUUUAUGAAACAGUACUAAUAGGAUGGCCGUUAGAUAGAGCAUCGCUACCUGUAGACCUUCGGCCAUAUUGGUCUUUCAGAGACGAGAUUUCUAUUGACAAUGGUGUACUAUUGAAGUCUCAUCAAGUAAUCAUCCCACCAUCAAUGAGACAAGAAAUGUUAAACAAGAUUCACAAAGCUCAUCAAGGUACAGACAGCAGCAUAAGGAGAGCACGAGAAACACUAUUCUGGCCAGGUAUGUCAGCGGCAAUACGCCAAACCUGCUUGUCAUGUGGUCUGUGUGCACAGUAUAAAUCAGAACGACCAACCGAACCGAUGAAAUCUCAGGAGAUUCCCACACUUCCAUGGGAACGAAUAAGUGUUGAUCUAUUUCAAUUGGAUUUUAAAACGUACUUGGUAACUGUUGAUCAUUACAGUGAUUUCAUAGAAAUUGAUUGGCUAAAGAAUACGUCAGCAACGGCAGUCAUCAAUGCUAUGAAAAGAACUUUGCCAGAGCAGGAAUUCCUCGUGCAUGCGUCAGGGACAAUGGUCCACAGGUCAGUGGUCAUGAGUACAGCCAGUGAAUAUGGAUUCAAACCAGUUAAGUCGUCGUCUUAUCAUAGCAAAGGCAACGGAAAGGCAGAAUCAGCGGUAAAGGUGGCGAAAAAAUUCUGAAGAAAGCGCGGCAUGAAGAUCCCUACUUGGCAUUGCUGGCAUACAGGAACACUCCACAACAGGGCCACACGUUUUCACCUGCUCAGAGGCUUAUGAAUCGGAAACUACGAGAUAUCACUGUGUCAGUACCUCAACAACUUAAACCACAUCCUGUUUCCAGCACUGAAGUUGUGAAUGAUAUAUUGUCGCGUAGAGUCCGGUCCAAACAACAGUAUGAUAAAAGAGCAUCCCCCAAACCUUUGAAAUCGUUCUCGCGAAACCAAAUCCGAAAAAUAAACACAAACCAUGGAUAUAUGGAGAAGUCGUAAAUACGACUUCUUCUAAAUACGUCGUGUGUCGUGAAUACGGCUGUUGGACUAAUUCAACGAAACCAUAAACAGCUCCGAAAAGCUGAUGUCACACCGCAGGCUUUCCACAAAACGAACCAUGAAGAAUUGGAAAUAGUAUCCCUCCCAGACGAAACCUUACCAUCAUCAAUAGCAUUACCUACGGAAACAACCGAGGAACAAGUAACGGUGCUACCAUCUCCAGUAGUGGAAACACAGCCAGCACCUCCACGUCGUUCGACAAGAAUUCGUAAAUCGCCAGUAAGACGUAAGAUUAUAUACGGUAACGUUUAAUCCUUAAGAAACAUUUAUCUCAACUUAGUACUUUUCUUUAUAAGAACAUUUAUUUGAACUUCAUAUUAUUGUUUAGAAACUUUGUUUAUUUGAACUUUAUAUUAUUGUUUUAAAAAAAAAUUGUAAAAAAAAAGACUUUUUUAUAAGAGGAAAGGUGUUGAUAGGUUAUAAGAACAUUUAUGCUAAUGAUGCAUGUAAACAGUAUAAAUACAGUAGGUUCUUAUUAUGUAUGUUACUUAGGUUCUAGAGAAUAAUAAAGCAAUAUUAACAAUGUCAUGUGUUGAAGGUAGGAAUGUAAUUCGCCAUUUUCCUUUGGAUGGCUCGGGUCCAAAAGAGAUCCAACUUCCCAAGAAAUGCUAUGAAGUAUACAAGAAGGGAUGUGAAAAGGUCACAAAAGAAUUUAAUGGAACGUUACACGAAUGUUUUCCAAGUGUCCGACAUGUUGGCUCAACUUAAAGAUGCUGCAAAGUCCGUUUUGCGCAGGCCUGUAUUUGGAAUGCAG